Messenger RNA from Conger conger (European conger), 2172 nucleotides. Its product is annotated as E3 ubiquitin-protein ligase TRIM35-like. Gene Ontology annotation, biological process: protein ubiquitination. The transcript has 9 exons. Gene Ontology annotation, molecular function: ubiquitin-protein transferase activity; zinc ion binding; protein binding. Bases 1 to 2172 code for a protein of 723 amino acids. NCBI's taxonomy places the organism in Eukaryota, Metazoa, Chordata, Actinopteri, Anguilliformes, Congridae. The record is from RefSeq and is a predicted model, not a curated record.
AUGGCCUCUGGAUCUUCUCUCCUGGAAGAGGAGCUCUCCUGUCCUGUGUGUACUGAAAUCUUCAGGGAUCCUGUUGUCCUGAGAUGCAGUCAUAGCUUCUGUAAGGCCUGUCUGCAGCAGUACUGGGAUCAGAAGGGAUCUCAGGAGUGUCCAGUUUGCAGAAGAAGAGCUUUGAGGAGUUUUCCUCCAAUUAACCUGUCUCUGAAGAAUACCUGUGAGGCGUUCUUAAAGGAGAGAAGUCAGAGAGCUGAAGCAGGAUCUAAAGUGCUCUGCAGUCUGCACAGUGAGAAACUCAAACUCUUCUGUCUGGAGGAUCAAAUACCCAUCUGUGUUAUCUGUCAAACUUCAAGAAAACAUGAAAACCAUAAAAUGCUACCAGUUCAGGAGGCUGCAGAAGAGAAUAAGGAGAAACUCAGGACUGCACUGGCUCCACUGCAGGAGAAGCUAAAAGCCUUCAAUGCAGUGAAAGUAAUCUGUGAUCAAACAGCAGAGCACAUCAAGAGCCAGGCCCAGCACACAGAGAGACAGAUAAAGAUGGAGUUUGAGAAACUUCAGCAGUUCCUAAAAGAUGAAGAGGCAGCCAGGAUCACUGCACUGAGGGAGGAAGAGGAGCAGAAGAGUCGGAUGAUGAAGGAGAAGAUUGAGAAGAUGACAGAAGAGAUAUCAUCCCUUUCAGAACAGAUCAGAGCCUUAGAACAGGAGCUGGGAGCUGAAGACCUCUCAUUUCUGCAGCACAGACUGAACAGACGGGACAGAAUGGCCUCUGGAUCUUUUCUCCUGGAAGAGGAGCUCUCCUGUCCUAUAUGCUCUGAAAUCUUCAGGGAUCCUGUUGUCCUGAGAUGCAGUCACAGUUUCUGUAAGGCCUGUCUGCAGCAGUACUGGGAUCAGAAGGGAUCUCUGGAGUGCCCAGUUUGCAGAAGAAGAUCUUCUCUGGAUUGUCCUCCAAUUAGCCUGUCUCUGAGGAAUGCCUGUGAGGCGUUCUUAAAGGAGAGAAGUCAGAGAGCUGAAGCAGGAUCUGAAGUGCUCUGCAGUCUGCACAGUGAGAAACUCAAACUCUUCUGUUUGGAUGAUCAAAUACCCGUCUGUGUUAUCUGCCAAACUUCAAGAAAACAUGAAAACCACAAAAUGCUACCAGUUCAGGAGGCUGCAGAAGAGAAUAAGGAGAAACUCAGGACUGCACUGGCUCCACUGCAUGAGAAGCUAAAAGCCUUCAAUGCAGUGAAAGUAAUCUGUGAUCAAACAGCAGAGCACAUCAAGAGCCAGGCCCAGCACACAGAGAGACAGAUAAAGGUGGAGUUUGAGAAACUUCAGCAGUUCCUAAAGGAUGAAGAGGCAGCCAGGAUCACUGCACUGAGGGAGGAAGAGGAGCAGAAGAGUCAGAUGAUGAAGGAGAAGAUUGAGAAGAUGACAGAAGAGAUAUCAUCCCUUUCAGAACAGAUCAGAGCCAUAGAACAGGAGCUGGGAGCUGAAGACGUCUCAUUCCUGCAGAACUACAAGGAUUCACAGAACAGAGCCCAGUGUACACUGGGGGAUCCAGAGAAGGUCUCAGGAGCGCUGAUUGAUGUGGCCAAGCACCUGGGCAAUCUGAAGUACAGAGUGUGGGAGAAGAUGCUGGGGACUGUUCAAUACACUCCUGUGACUCUGGACCCAAACACAGCACAUCCCGACCUCUCACUGUCUGAGGAUCUGACCAGUGUGAGACGCAGUGAUGAGGGACACCAGGUUCCUGAUAAUCCAGAGAGAUUUGAUAGGUGGGGUUGUGUGCUGGGCUCUGAGGGAUUCAGCUCAGGGAGACACUGCUGGGAUGUAGAAGUGGGGGGUAGGGACUGGUGGGUGGGUGUGGUUAAAGAGUCCAUCAGCAGGAAAGGGACUAUGGAAAUGAACUCAGCAGGAGGAGUGUGGAGUUUAUAUAAAAACACCAGUGGGAAAUACUAUGCCCUGACCUCCACACCUACAGCCCUCACUGUGAAGAGGGAACUCCAGAGGGUUAGAGUGCAGCUGGACUGGAACAGGGGGGAGGUGUCAUUCUCUGACCCCAGUGACAACACUCCUCUCUACACUUUUAAACACUCCUUCACUGAGAGGCUGUUUCCAUUCUUUGGUCCUGAAUCUGUUUCUCUCCAGACUCGUCUACAGAUCUGUCCAAUGAAGGUGUCUGUAACAGUGGAGUAG